AUGACGUUUGGACCUCCCUUCACUGGGCCCCAGCAUGGCAUUAUGAGUAAUUCUUGCACUGCUAAAGUAUCCAUUUUUGCGUUGUUGUUGUCAUUAGUAGUUCUAUUGACUGUAAUGCCAUCCUGUGGGGAGGCCCGUCAUCUCUUGGCGGUGGAUAUUGGCGUGGAUUGGGUGAAGGCCGCAACACUGGGAGCGAGUGCUGGCCGUAGUUUACCCGUGCGGGCCAACGUGGUUCUCAACGAUCAGGCAAACCGCAAAAGUCCACAAUGCGUGGCGUUUCGUUUUGUGCCCUACAGUGGAAAUGACUCACUGCGGGGAGUCGAGCGGGUGUUUGCGGAACAGGCCUACGCCCUCGAGCCGAGGUUUCCUGAACAAGUUGUUUGUGGAAUGUCAUUACUUGCCGGCCGUCGGGUGCCGUUAAAGAAUACAGACAAGAAAGAUGAUGAUUCCACAGAGGGAGAGAGGGAUGAACUCACUGCAGAAGAUAUAGCGGCCAUGUCUUUUUCAGUGCUGCCACGACCUCCACAUGAUACGGCGAUGAUUCGUGUUGUGAAUAGUAAAAACAACGGCGGGGCAAAUAUGUUGGAAUUCUCUGCGGAAGAAAUUGUUGGAAUGUAUUUAGCAUACAUGAAACAAAUGGCAGAACGCGGUCUAGACGGUGAGCCUGUGCGGCAUCUCACUGUAACUGUACCUUUAUUAGCAUCUCUCGCACAUCGACAGUCCAUUGUAGAUGCAGCCGCAAUAGCUGGUUUACGCACUGUACGUGUUGUACAUGGCACUACAGCAGCGGCUGCACAAUUAUCCUAUCUUAACUUGGGACAAUUGUUUAGCGGACCAGGAAUCUCUACAACUGCAGCAGCAGCAGAAACAUUGUCAAUUAGUGAAAAGAAUGCUAAAUAUGUGAUGAUCUAUGAUAUGGGAAGUCGCAGAACGGAGGUUGCGGUAUAUCGUCUCACUCCAUCGAAAAAGCAUUUAGGAACCAUCACACGUAUAGCUGUGGUGGUGAAUAAUAACCUUGGUGGUCGUACAUUUGAUCACUGCAUCGCUCGCUACGCAGAGGAAAAACUUUUCCCAAAAGCAACACCGAAACCAAUAGACCCGGUGCUAAACAGACAAACUUCUACACCCGCUGCAAGAAGAGCAGCUAUAAGUUUGAUGCGAGGGGCGAAUAAUGUGCGCGAACGUCUCUCCGUUAAUCAAGAAGCUCCACUUGUGGUCCAGGGUGUUGCAGAUGGUGGGGCAGGUGACUUUACUGCAACUAUUUCACGAACGACCUUUGAAAAGGAAUGUAAUGAUCUCUUUGAUGAAGCCGUGCGGAUGCGUGAUCAAGCUAUGGAGCAAGUAAACGAAACACUCACAUCACUUCAGAAUUUAACUCGUUUUGAGGUGAUUGGAGGAGCAACUCGCAUGCCUAAACUAUUACUUCGCUUAAGUGAUGGCUAUGGUAAAAUGGUGGACCGCACUCUUAACGGUGAUGAGGCGGCGGUGGUUGGUGCUCUAUACAUGGGUGCGGAAAAGGCGAAUAUUCCCUUUCGGGGCUUCCGUAUAGUAGAGAAAUUAACCAAUGAUGUGUACUUCUCUGUCUCACCACCGCUUCAUGCAUCGGCAGAAAAAGUAGAAAAGGAAGAUCGUAGUGAACGAUAUCUUCUCUUUGCAAAGGGAAGUGUAACUGUGCCAGCGGUACGCUCACUACACUUUAAGAAUCGUACUUCUGAUUUCACAUUCUCACUGGAAGAUAGCAAUCGGUACUUUGUGCGGGCAGUGACGGUGUAUGAUGUAAAGGAUGCCGUAGAGUUGGCCCAACAAGUCCCAGAGCGCAUGCGUUUAGGUAAAAAAACAAAUUCCACCAAUACUAUUGUAUCUAUUGAUCAUAUGAAUGUUGUCGUGGAGGUGACACUCUCGGAUAGCGGUAUACCAUUUGUGUCUAACGCGUUUCUUCAAGCCACUUAUACGGAGGAGACACCAGUAGAGAUUGAUACGGCUAAUAAAACGGAUAGUAAAGAUAAGGAAGCGACAGAGGUGGAGACUAUCCAAGACAGUGGAGAAGAGACAACACAGGAUGAACCACUGCAGCAGCAUCAAGGGGAAGAAGAAAAAAAAGAAGAAGAAGAAGAGGAAGAAGAACAAGUAGAAAAUGAGGAAGAUACAGGGAAUCCAGUUAAAAAACAUAUGAAAGAAAAAGAUGACAAUACCACUAGUACUACUACUGCAUCAUCACCAGAGGGAGAUGGAUUCUCUGAAGAAAAAAAGAGUAUAACAUAUUUUGAACGUUCUUUUCCAUUACAUUUCAGACCAGCGCUGGUAUCAACUGGUGUUAAUAUGAAUAAUUCCGAAGCAACGGCUGCACGUGAUCGCCUUCGUGCCUUUCAACAAAUUGAUAAUGAGAGAUUACAACGUAGUGCUCUUCGUAAUGAUAUUGAAGGACUUGUUCUCCACUAUAAAUCUCUGGACGCAUGGGACAAACCGACACAAGGUGGUGAAGGUGAAACACAGUGGAAAAGUGUUGUAACAGAUGUUUCAAGUUGGCUUGAUGAUGUUAGCGAUGAUGUUGAGGUCUCCGCAUUGCAGUCGCAGUAUGAUCGACUGAAGAAACUACAAGUUGGGUAA
Molecule: messenger RNA, 2607 nt
Organism: Trypanosoma theileri
Lineage: Eukaryota; Euglenozoa; Kinetoplastea; Trypanosomatida; Trypanosomatidae
Product: heat shock protein 70 (HSP70)
Exons: 1
Coding region: 1-2607 (868 amino acids)
Biological process (GO): negative regulation of hypoxia-induced intrinsic apoptotic signaling pathway; cellular response to hypoxia; endoplasmic reticulum unfolded protein response
Cellular component (GO): endoplasmic reticulum chaperone complex
Molecular function (GO): ATP-dependent protein folding chaperone; ATP binding
Source: RefSeq, a predicted model, not a curated record